Molecule: messenger RNA, 4707 nt
Organism: Parasteatoda tepidariorum (common house spider)
Lineage: Eukaryota; Metazoa; Arthropoda; Arachnida; Araneae; Theridiidae
Product: furin-like protease 1, isoforms 1/1-X/2
Biological process (GO): peptide hormone processing
Cellular component (GO): Golgi membrane; trans-Golgi network
Molecular function (GO): serine-type endopeptidase activity
Source: RefSeq, a predicted model, not a curated record
UUGUUUAAUAAAUUUGUUUAUAAUACAGCCAUCAACCUUGAUACUUCAAACAAUAGCUGUUUAUUAAUGAAUUCCUUAAUUAUUUACUUUAGUUUUUAAAAAAAUUUAAAAUGUGUCUUUACAUCAUGAUACACAUUUUAUUUUUGUGUUAGUCAUCUUGAUUGAAAUGACAGAUCUGUUAAAUCUGUCAUCUUGCCUUGACAUAUUUGUCAGGGGAUCUGCUUAUAUUUUUUGGAAACUCUUGUCUCAACAUUGUACCAGACAAUGUUUUACAAACAUUAGUAUUCAAUGAAGGAAUAUUUAUUAAAUUUUAUUCGUCCGAUCUUAUUCCAACGUAAUGAAAAUGGAUCUGCGAUAUUUUAUUGAAGCUCUCUCUUUGCUUUUCUUUUCUUCUAUUGCCAUAAAAUUCAUUGAAUGCUUCCAUGUUUACUCCCAUCAAUUCGUAGUUGAAGUAUUAGGUGGUCCUGAAAUAGCAAAGCAAGUGGCUAAAGAGCAUGGAUUUGAGUACCUUGGACAUAUAUUUGGGGAUUAUUAUCAUUUGCAUCAUAAAAGAGUUGUGAAAAGAUCCUUACAUAAAAGUUUGCCUCACCAUGAACUUUUAUCAAGUGAUACAAGGGUAAAAACAUAUAGCCAACAAGUAAUUAAGAAAAGGGUCAAAAGAGAUUUAAAAGGUUCUGCUGAUUUAAAUGAUCCAAAAUGGCCUGAAAUGUGGUAUUUGAAUAGAGGGUGGGGAUUUGAUAUGAAUGUGCAGUCUGCAUGGGCCACAGGUGCUACUGGGAAAGGUGUAGUGGUCACUAUUCUGGAUGAUGGCUUGGAGAAAGAUCACCCCGAUCUUGUUUUCAAUUAUGAUCCCGAUGCUAGCUGUGAUAUCAAUGAUCAUGAUUUUGAUCCCCAACCUCGAUACGAUAAGCUAGAUUCAAACAGACAUGGUACAAGAUGUGCUGGAGAAGUUGCUGCCAGUGCGAAUAAUAGCCUAUGUUCUGUAGGAAUCGCUUAUGGAGCUCGUGUUGGUGGAAUCCGAAUGUUGGAUGGCGAUGUUACAGAUGCGGUGGAAGCUCGAUCACUGAGUCAUAAUUCCCAACAUAUUCAUAUUUAUAGUGCAUCUUGGGGUCCGGAUGACAAUGGAAAAACUGUUGAUGGACCCAGUGAUUUAGCAUUCCAAGCAUUUCAAGAAGGAGUUGAAAAUGGUAGAGGUGGACUUGGCUCAAUUUUCAUUUGGGCAUCUGGCAAUGGUGGUAGAGAAUUUGAUAACUGUAACUGUGAUGGUUAUACAAAUUCCAUUUAUACUCUGUCCAUUAGUAGUGCUACUGAGCAUGGUCUGGUGCCUUGGUAUAGUGAGGCGUGCUCUUCCACUCUUGCCACUACAUAUAGCAGUGGAUCCUCUGGUGAAAAACAAGUGGUGACAACUGAUUUGCAUCAUGGCUGUACUUCCACUCAUACUGGUACAUCUGCAUCUGCACCUCUUGCUGCUGGUAUAUGUGCACUUACACUCGAUGCAAACCCAAAACUAACAUGGCGUGAUAUGCAGCACAUUGUUGUGAGGACGGCUAAUCCAUCAAACCUUUUUGCUCGUGAUUGGGUUACUAAUGGUGUUGGGAGAAAUGUGAGUCACUCAUUUGGAUAUGGAAUGAUGGAUGCUGGAGCUAUGGUUGGAUUGGCUCGGAUGUGGAUGACUGUUCCUGAGCAAAAGAUUUGUGAAAUACGAGGACGCAAUCUAAACCAACAUAUUCAUCCUCGAAGUAAAGUGGAAGCUUAUCUAUCUGCAAAUUGCUCUCAAGUUAGAUACAUAGAACAUGUUCAGGCUAGAAUAACAGUCACUGCGUCCAGGCGAGGUGAACUGCACAUAUAUGUCACGUCUCCUAUGGGCACAAGAUCCAUGUUGUUGGCUCAACGUCCUCCUGAUACAACUAGAGGGGGAUUUAACAACUGGCCUUUUAUGAGUGUACAUAUGUGGGGAGAAAAUCCCAAUGGCUUGUGGAAGUUAGAAGUUUCUAAUGAUGGACGAACUGGAGGACGUGCAGGAUUGAAAGAUUGGAAUCUUGUAAUCUAUGGCACAACAGAAAAUCCUGAUGAAUUUAUUUUUGAAAGAAAACUGAACCGUCAACGUAAACGACCAAAAAAAGAACCGUCUCUGGAAGAUCCUCCUUUUAGGGAAACACGAAAAUAUUUUAAUGGACACAAAAUUGAUGUUAUGUCCUCUAAGAAAUAUGGAACUACACGUGUCGACAAAUCUAAAAGCAAUGUCGGAACUGAACUACGUUUUGAAGUGAUUAAUGCAUUUCUAUUGUUAUUAUGUGCAUUUAUUUUCCUUCACUAUUAAUGAACUAUGAUAUAAAAUUAUUCUCAAUUUUAUUUUUGUACAUAAUGUCAACAUUUAGGAAUUGUGAUAACAAUUGAAAAAGAAAUAAUUUUUAAUUCUCCAUUUUACUUGUUCUUAUCAAUUAAGAACCAUGACUGUUAACAUUGAAAAAAGAUAUUUUUUUCUUUCUUCUUGCAAGUAAGACAUCAGUUGUAACUGCAAAUGUCUAACAUUUUAUAAGUUUUAAAUUUACUGUUUAUCUUUUUUUUAAAGGUACCAAUUGAAUAUAAAAUUUAAUCAAAUUAAAAAAGCUUAAUUAAUGAAAUCUAAAAAAAUUAUUCUCCAUUUUAUUAUUGAACAUUAUGUUAACAAAUAGGAAUUUUGAUAGCAGUUGAAAAAAAAAAGUCAUUUUUAAUUAUCUUUUUGAUCUGCUGUUACCAAUUAAAAACAAUGAUUUUCAACAUAUUGAAAAUUAUUUCAAUUUUUUGCUUGCUAGUGAGAUAUCAGUUUCACCUGAAAAUAUCUAACAUUUAAUGAGUUUCAAAUUGACUGCUUGUCUUUUUUUGAAAUUUUUUUUUUAAGGUAUCAAUCAGUUGGGAAAAGCAAUCAGUAAGGAAGUCUAACAAAAUUUUUCUCAAUUUUAUUUUUGCAUAUAAUGCUAACAAUUAGGGUUUGUGAUUGAAACAAGCUGAAAAAGAAAUAAUUUUCAAUUCUCUAUUUUAAUUGAUGUUAUCAAUUAAGAACCGUGAUUGCUAACAUCUUAAAUUAUUUAUUUAUUUUACAUGCCAGUUAAACAACAGUUGAUCUGGUGCAUUGUACAAGGCCAAUUGCAGAAUAAUAAGUUUUAAAUUAUUGACAGAUCUUUUUUGACAGUUAUCAAAAUAAAUGUUUAUUUAUUUAUUUUUACAUGACUUUUGGUAUCGAUUUGUUACUAUUAUCAUCUGGAAUUUAUUCAUCAAAAUAAUUUUGUUGUUGUUAUUUUCUGUUUUUAAAUGAUAUUUACUAUGAUUUAAUUUGCAAAUGAGUUUUAGUGCUUGAAAGUUACUUAAUAUUACCUAAUUGUAAAUGUAUUAUCAUAUUAUCUUUUACAUUGCUUGAAAUUUUUUUUAUUUAUUGAAAUCUUUAACAUGUAUCUUAAGUAAGUGUUUUGUGUUCUCAGGGUUAUGUUUUUUUGUUGUUAUGUGCAUAUUAUUUUUAUUUUUUAUUGUUUUUAAAUAGGGAAUAUCAUGUUUGCAUUUGAUUGCCAUUUAAACCAAUAUGGCUUAACCAAUAGAUUAUACAACAUAUUUAUAUGAUCACUUUUUUACACUUGCAUUAUCUUAUACACUUUUAGGAGCUAUUUGAUCUGAAUUUAUUUCUACAUUGUCACUUUCUUGCCAUUUUGGAAUCUCUUAAUUUCAUAUUGGUGUUGUUAUUCUUCAUUCUUUCUAAAUAUGCAGACAAGAUAUAUAUAUUUUUACACAUCAUUGGUGUUUCACCUGAAGUGGAAAAAGUACACACUUUAUUUUUCUUCCAAUUAGCACUUCUGAGGUAGUAUUAUUUAUUCAUUUAGGCAUCAAAAUCAGUAGUUAAUUUUUUUUAAAUUGAUUUUUCGCAUUUUUACAUACAGUAACUUCUCUUUUUAAAAAAUAAAUAAAUUACGCUUUACAAUAAGCAAGAAUUAUCACUUCAACAGUAAUAAUUCAGCAAAGCAUCUCACAGACAACAAAGUACUCUCUUUCAAUUUAUAUUUAUGAUCUAGUUGAAACAGAUAUAUAAGUAUCAAAUAUACAAAAUUUACUUUUUCUCUAAAUAAAUGAGAAAGAAACAAAAUCUCUUCUAAUGUGCCAAAUCAAAGAUUUGCUUAUAGAGAAAGCAAAAUAAUCAUAUGAAAUUCACCAGUUAAAAUUAGUAGAAAAAUCACUUGUAUGACAAACAGUGUAAUAUAAUUUGGGAAUUAAUAAACCUUGUGUUUUAUUUUAAUAUUAUUGUAACUACUUUAAAAAUACAAAGGUGCAAAGUUAAUUUGAAAUUUUGGUUCCAUUUGCUUAAAAAACAAAGUAUGGCUUUCAAAAAAUCAUUAUGAUUUAUCAUGACUGAAGGCGAGUGAUUAAAAAAUCAGACUCUGGUUUGGAGGGACUGGGGUUCAAUCCUUGACUCUUCUAAUGCUCACCUAAUACAUGUGAUAUACUAUGUGCUCGUAAAAUAGGAGGAAUGAAAAGUCCUGUGGUCGAUCACUGAGCAGUACCAUAAGUACAGAGAUCUGGUGAAAAUUUCAUUCCUCUUCAGAUUUAUGUCUUAAUGUAGUAAGUUGCCUCACAAAUGAGUGGUGCUGUCAUCUAUCCAUGGGAUUCUUAACUAAGACCUACUUUCACCCUUGUGGUGCUCUCUUGUCAAACAAAAUACUCACUUUUCUGACUUUAUUCACA